Messenger RNA from Myripristis murdjan (pinecone soldierfish), 1668 nucleotides. RefSeq names its product ubiquitin carboxyl-terminal hydrolase 37-like. The transcript has 15 exons. Gene Ontology annotation, cellular component: cytosol; nucleus. Gene Ontology annotation, molecular function: cysteine-type deubiquitinase activity. The coding region runs from base 1 to 1668 and encodes 555 amino acids. Gene Ontology annotation, biological process: protein deubiquitination; G1/S transition of mitotic cell cycle. The record is from RefSeq and is a predicted model, not a curated record. Lineage: Eukaryota; Metazoa; Chordata; Actinopteri; Holocentriformes; Holocentridae.
AUGAGGGGGAUACGGAAAAACACCACCACUUCUGAUGAGAACUUGGGUGGAGAUGAUGGCAGCCCACAGAAGAGUGACCCCAAACAGGAAAAUGGGGUCCCAGUCUCUUCAGCCACCUCCACCACCACAGCAAAAGGCAAGGAGAGAGCCAAUAGCCCUCCUUGUUGGCACAGGUGUUUCUACUGGUGCAAGAAAAACAAGGUGCCCAGUGAGAACACCUGCGGGAGCCCCAAAGAAAAUGGGGUCCCAGCCUCUCCAGCAACCUCCGCCACCAUGAGUGAAAAGGAGAGAGCCAAUAGCCCUCCUUGGUGGCGUAGAUGGCCCUUCCGUCGCUGCAAGAUUGCACCAGUUGAUGAGGCCACUGGCAGCAGCACGGAGAUUAAAGAGCAGGUACAGGAGGGACAGCGCAGCACUGGCAGGACGGCUGAAACCCCCACACCUGCCUCUGCCAGCUGCUCCGCUAAAAAGGAGUCUGUGGCCCCUGUCCUGCCCCGUCAGAGCCUCACUAAGAACCAUGUUGUCUACCUCGGGUUCCCCAACUUGGCACAGACGUGCUACAUGAACUCCAGCCUGCAGAGUCUCCUGACUCUGAGAAGUUUCACUCAGGAGCUCAGCAGCCAGUUCAGGAUCUGGAGUUCAGCCCCUGGAGCUGAAUUGAUCAGAGGACUUGUGGACGUCAGUGUGUCUCGAUACACAGACGCUGACGUUCAAAAACGUCAUGUCCUCAAGUCCUUCAAGAGGAUGGUCUCAGCCCAGGUGCCCGAGUUUGCUGACAACAGCCAAAAAGACGCCCAUGAGUUCCUCAGCUGUGUCCUGGAGCAGCUGAGGUCUCUGUCUCCCCAGCUACAGGAGGUAGCAAAAAGGUUGGGCAGCAGCUACACCUGCCCCGUCCAGACUCACCUGACUUUUAGGAUGCAGAGCACCAGGACCUGCAAGGGCUGUGGUGAGAAGUCUCUGAAAGAGGAGAACUUCACCAACCUCUCCCUGGACCUGGUGCCUGCAGAGUCAGUGGAGCAGUCGCUGCAGCGAUACCUGGUGGAAAACCAGCUGGAGUAUCGCUGUGAGUGCGGGGCGGACACAUCCGGACAGCAGUGGUCUUUCCAGACGCUGCCAAGCGUUCUGAUCCUGCAUCUGAAGCGCUUCAGGUUCACCCCGGCCUGGACGCUGGAGAAGGUGCAGGACCCUGUUGUCCUGUCCAGAGAGCUGCUGCUGACCCCUGGGCAGUCAGAGGAAGCUGUCGGCCUUGAAAACACCAACAAGGCUGUGUGCCAGUACAAACUAAUCAGUGUACUGAGCCAUUUAGGCCGCACAGUGGAUUCAGGCCAUUAUGUUAGCGACGGGGUCUAUCAAGAGGGGGAGGCAGACAGCCAGACAGACCGCUGGCUGUCUUACAAUGACGCGCAAGUCCGAGUAGAAGAGUGUGAGGUGCUGCAGUGCACUGGAUGUGUGUUCAGAGCAGUAGACUCAGCUGUCCUCUCAGCUGCUGUGCGUCCCGUGGCCCAGAGACUCCCACAUAAGGCAGCAGGAUCUCCCCCUCGCCCCUGCCCACAGGAGGAUGGGCUUCCCCCAGAGAGUCUGGUUCCUCCCAAGGUUUCUUCCUCUCAGAGGGAGUUUUUCCUUGCCACAGUCGCCCCCGGCUUAAAACACACCAACCAACAACCCGUCUAG